AAUCCACGACCAUGUCCCACAUUAUCUCCUCCCUUAUUCAGCAGCCAUGAGUACUAUCUUCAAUCUCUCAUGGCCAUUCUUCUCUCUCUUUCUCUCACUUCCAUCCACCCACCGAACCCCAAACUCAACACUUUCUUCACAACCACCACCACCUCUCAAAACACAAACUUUACUAAGAGACACUUGAUUCUCAAAACUACUUCACUUUGUUUCAUUUCAUUGGCCACACGACACCCACUUCCACAUUCUUUAGCUGAGUCUUCGCCUCCUUCAAAAACUGUCUUUUCUGGCAUUGCCAACACCAAGUCUUGGUUCCAGUUCUAUGGUGAUGGCUUUGCUAUUAGAGUCCCUCCUGAGUUUGCAGAUGUCAUGGAGCCUGAGGAUUACAAUGCUGGGUUGUCUCUAUAUGGGGAUAAGGCAAAGCCAAAGACCUUUGCUGCACGUUUUGCUUCCACUGAUGGAUCUGAAGUCUUGAGUGUUGUGAUUCGCCCGUCCAAUCAGCUCAAGAUCACUUUCUUGGAGGCCAAAGAUAUUACCGACUUUGGUUCCUUGAAAGAGGCAGCAAAAAUCUUUGUUCCAGGAGGUUCAACUGUAUACUCUGCCCGAACAAUAAAGAUUAAAGAAGAGGAAGGCUUCAAGACUUAUUACUUCUAUGAGUUUGGCAGGGACAAACAACAUGUAGCUCUAGUAGCUGCUGUUAAUGGUGGAAAGACAAUUAUUGCUGGAGCAACUGCUCCGGAGUCCAAGUGGGAUGAUGAUGGCAUCAAGCUACGAUCUGCAGCUAUAUCACUUACCCUUUUGUAGUCAUCCAAAGAAUUUUUUAUGUCAGAUUGUGUUCACUUUAUCAUGCUACUGAAUUGCUUUGUCAAUGCAGCGCCAGUUGCACUUCGGCUAUCUCUAAGGCAUCUUUUAGAUUAGCCACAACUAUGAAAAUCUCCGGAUCAGAUUAUCCUGCAAUCAUUCAACUUAGCUAAUGUUUAGUUUUUGUCGACCUACUUUCUGAUAGUGUCUGCUAAGCAGCUCGUAGCUUAUGGAGUUUGAACAGAACUUGAAUGAGGCUGAUUGCUAUUUGGCAUUUCAUGCCCAAAUGAUUUUGAGAAGUUCCUCAAUUUUCAAACAAUUCAUUUACUCUAAGCAUUAUGGGGUGAUUUUGAUUUAA
Messenger RNA from Mangifera indica (mango), 1159 nucleotides. RefSeq lists its product as uncharacterized. NCBI's taxonomy places the organism in Eukaryota, Viridiplantae, Streptophyta, Magnoliopsida, Sapindales, Anacardiaceae. The transcript is spliced from 8 exons. The record is from RefSeq and is a predicted model, not a curated record. The coding region runs from base 70 to 804 and encodes 244 amino acids. Gene Ontology annotation, cellular component: chloroplast.